This is a messenger RNA of Oryzias melastigma (Indian medaka), 2346 nucleotides long. RefSeq names its product SH2 domain-containing protein 4A. NCBI's taxonomy places the organism in Eukaryota, Metazoa, Chordata, Actinopteri, Beloniformes, Adrianichthyidae. The coding region runs from base 673 to 1509 and encodes 278 amino acids. The record is from RefSeq and is a predicted model, not a curated record. The transcript has 8 exons. Gene Ontology annotation, cellular component: cytoplasm.
AGGGGGGGUUUCCUUCUCAUUGUGCAGCGAACGUGUUCUCCACUCAGCUUUUUAGCUUUUUCCCCUCCACGCGCGGCUUCUGUGUUAGCUAGUCUUUAACUUGUGAACAGAGGAGUCACUCCUUCCAUUAUUUUAGGGCAGGUUCUCUGAAGAAGUCUGCGGGUUUUGUGAGGAAGUCGUUGUCUUUGGGGGGAGAAAGGGACUCGGGGUUUUAGCAGGGAUGUCGGGGAGGAGGGGAGGUCGGCUUCUGAUGACAGAAACAGUCCCGUUCCGCUGGAAUCUCCUCCCAUUCUUUAAGUAGAAGGAGCCUCCAUCUCCUUCCGUGUUUGUUAAGACAGAAUAAUCUAAAGAAAGUCUGUCUCUUUUUUUAAAGAUAACACCAACAUGGCCUCGAAAACUGACAUUUAAGUGGGAGUACAGCUGGGAGAGGAAACAGGAUUGAGAGUGUUUGUGCGUGUGGGUGUGAAAGAGUGCGAAGCUGAACAGCAGGCAGGAGCUUGACUCACCGGAGUGAACUUUAUGUUGGCGAAAAACAGGAGAAAACCGCCGAGAAGAAGAAGAAGAAGCGAAAUGAAGCUAUAAAUCAAAUCAGAAACGUACAAAUAGCGGGGAAGCUGCCAGCCUGGGACCACCUCCUCACCGCUGCCAGGGGAACCAAAGCCGGCCGGCGUCAUGCUGCAGCAGGUCUUAAAGGACAUGUACGUCGACCCCGAUGUGCUGGCAGCUCUCAAUGAGGAGCAGAAGAAGAUUCUGUUCCUGAAAAUGCGCGAGGAGCAGGUGCGACGCUGGAAGGAGCGCGAGGACAAGGAGCGGGAAAGGGGGCUCACAGAGGCCAAGCGGAACAAACCAAAAAACGCUAACGGUAAAAGUGUGAGUUGGCUGCUGGGCCGUGAUGGAGAGGUGUCUGUCAUCGCGAUGGACGACGGGGAAGAACUCACCUCCAAAUUCCCUUUCCCAAAAUCUGGAGAGAAACUACUGAAAAGAAUUCCAAGCACCAAAGGAGGCAGUGACAAAACUCAAACAGAGAACGUCACUCCAAAAACCAAAAGUGAAAUUUCUUCUAUUCUGAAGCAGGGGAAGAAUGAAGAGACGAGCUCCUCGCUCCCUCUGCUGGUGUCAGCGAGUGAUCCUCCACAACCCACACCCCAAGUAAAGGUGGAAGUGAAGCAGGUCGGUCCUGCCAAGGUGAAGCCGUCUAGUCCUACGCAAAGAUGCUCCCCUCUUAACCUGCAGAAACCAGUCCAGCCUCCUUCUGUCAGAUCAUCCCCAUCAUGUGACAACGCAAAGCCUCCACCCGAACAAAAAAAGACGGUUGAAGAUUCAUCUAGGAAGUCCAUCUUCGUGUCCAAUCCAGACCCUGUGAAGAAGUCAGACUUGGUCGGGGGCGGCCAGGUGAUAGCGCUAGUGGGAAUAUUCAACGCUAAAGAUGCCAACACGCCAGCUCCUCCUCGUGGCGUCAAGCCCCCCCUCCCCAACAAGCCUCUUCACUUACGUCCAACGAACUUAUAGUCCCAGACGAACUAACUCCAGGAGCCGCGAUGCUGAAGUACUGUCUCACACGGCAAUAAGACACGGCUCUUCCGGAGCUCCAGUCCGAGAGUAAAGGCUUUUAUUUCCUCACUGAAAAAGGAUUUUUUGCUGUCAGUGUUCAAUAUUUUUGGGGUUUCUUUAGAUUUUGGAUGCUGCCAGACUGUAACCACUCUUUAAAACUCCAAAGCAACUGGUUGUACUUGAUGACUUUCUUUUAAAAGGAACUAUUCUUCAGAACUAUCAGAGGGAUUCAUAUUGAUGCUUUAAGCUCUGCUGAUCUGGUGAAGAAGCUUCUGUUGUAUUUCUAGAAUUCACAAAUCUGUGGGCACAUUUUUUUAAAUGAUUCGUGUCAUAUUCUGUGUUAAACGUAAAAAAAAAUAAGGUUUUGGUGGUGAAAAACCAAAAGGUACAGGAGGCUCCUCCUUUAUCUUGCCGUCGCCUCCCCUGCUGUGGGAUCGGAUUGUGAAUUUGUCUCUGCGCCGCCAAGCAGGAGUUUCCCUCUGACCUGUGGCGGACCAAACGCCGGUGCCAAACGCACGCUGUUCUGUCAGUCCGAGGAAAUCAAACCCUGCAGACGCCAUCAUUGCCAAAAAGAACACAGCUUCUAUUGCUUCUUUGAAGGAAAGCUGUGCUAAAUUUGAGAGUUUCAGUGUUUUUUUUUUUUUUCAUUUUCUUUCAUUUUCUAUAAGGAAACAUCUUUUAAUAAUGGGAUCAUAAAUGGAGGCAAUGUGCUCUUGCAUGAAAUGAGAGGCAUGUCGAUGCCUAAAUGAGUCGAUCAAGAAAAGAAAAAAUAAAUAAAACUGUAUAUAGAGUCGA